ACAAACAGAUAAAUAGAAUGGAGGCAAUGACGUAAAAUAAAUAAAUGACUGAAUGAAGUAAUAAAUAAUAAAAGGUUAGAUAAACAAGAGCAGCAGCCCUGUUGCGGAACCCCGUGUCUCCUCCAGGCGGCAGCUCAGCAGCUCGAGCCACAGACUUCCAGUCGCUAUCGGAGCCUCCGCGUCUGCCAGGCCCUGCUCUUUAAACACAGAGGAAUCUCACCUCUGGACCGGAGUUGCAAACACUUUACGAUAAUGCCCACGAUAAAACUACAGAGCUCCGAUGGAGAGAUCUUCGAAGUGGAUGUGGAGAUAGCCAAACAGUCUGUCACCAUUAAGACCAUGUUAGAAGAUUUGGGAAUGGACGACGAAGGAGACGAUGACCCAGUUCCCCUCCCGAAUGUAAACGCCGCCAUCCUCAAGAAGGUGAUUCAGUGGUGCACUCAUCACAAAGACGACCCCCCUCCCCCUGAGGACGAUGAGAACAAGGAGAAGAGGACGGACGACAUCCCUGUCUGGGACCAGGAGUUCCUCAAAGUGGACCAGGGCACCUUGUUUGAGCUCAUCCUGGCCGCCAACUACUUGGACAUCAAAGGUCUGUUAGAUGUCACCUGCAAGACGGUGGCCAACAUGAUUAAAGGCAAAACCCCGGAGGAGAUCCGGAAGACUUUCAACAUCAAGAAUGAUUUCACAGAGGAGGAAGAAGCCCAGGUACGCAAAGAGAACCAGUGGUGUGAAGAGAAGUGAGAGGAGAUCCGGCCAACACUACCACACUGAAUAGGAACUGUCCCGCUGAUGGUCGCACUGGUUUUGUUCAUACUUGUCAAUAUUUACAUUUAGUAUAUUUAGAGCCCCCUCCCCUCCCUUCCCCUUAUUGCUCUGCACCCCAUAGCAUGACCAUUUUUAACUUGCCUGUGUAUUUUGUCAUUAUUUAAACAAAGAAGCUCUUCUGUUCCCACACACACACACACACACACACACACACACACACACACACACACACACACACACACACACACACACACUGUGUAAUCACAUACAAUAAAUAGUUCUGGUUUUCA
Messenger RNA from Cyclopterus lumpus (lumpfish), 1058 nucleotides. It is a transcript of the gene skp1, whose product is annotated as S-phase kinase-associated protein 1. The transcript has 6 exons. Gene Ontology annotation, biological process: SCF-dependent proteasomal ubiquitin-dependent protein catabolic process. Gene Ontology annotation, cellular component: nucleus; cytoplasm. NCBI's taxonomy places the organism in Eukaryota, Metazoa, Chordata, Actinopteri, Perciformes, Cyclopteridae. Bases 253 to 744 code for a protein of 163 amino acids. The record is from RefSeq and is a predicted model, not a curated record. Gene Ontology annotation, molecular function: cullin family protein binding.